This is a messenger RNA of Opisthocomus hoazin, 26526 nucleotides long. The record is from RefSeq and is a predicted model, not a curated record. NCBI's taxonomy places the organism in Eukaryota, Metazoa, Chordata, Aves, Opisthocomiformes, Opisthocomidae.
GAGUCAGUGCAGAAAAGGACUUUCACAAAAUGGAUCAAUACUCAUCUAACUAAGCGCAAUCCUCCCAUGCUGGUGAAUGAUCUGUUUGAAGAUAUCAAAGAUGGGGUGAUGCUAAUUGCCCUUUUGGAGGUUCUUUCAGGGCAGAAGCUGCCUUGCGAGCAGGGACGUCAGCUGAAGAGAAUUCACUGGGUUGCUAACAUUGGCACAGCUCUUAAGUUUCUAGAAGGAAGACGGAUUAAACUUGUGAACAUAAACUCAACUGAUAUUGCUGAUGGAAGGCCUUCUAUUGUGCUCGGCUUGAUUUGGACCAUAAUUUUAUAUUUUCAGAUUGAAGAGCUUACCAGCAACCUCCCACAGCUGCAGUCAUUGUCUAGCAGUGCUUCUUCUGUGGAGAGUGUUGUCAGUUCAGAAACUGCAAGUCCCCCAAGCAAACGCAAGGUGGUAACCAAGGUCCAAGGAAGUGCAAGGAAGGCUUUGUUAAAAUGGAUACAGUACACAGCGGCAAAGCAAGUUGGAAUUGAAAUCAAAGAUUUUGGACAAAGCUGGAGGAGUGGUGUUGCAUUUCAUUCUGUUAUUCAUGCUAUCCGCCCAGAUUUAGUGGACAUGGAGAAAGUGAAGGGAAGAUCAAAUAGAGAAAACCUGGAAGAAGCCUUCACACUUGCAGAAGCAGAACUCGGAAUUCCAAGGCUUCUUGAUCCUGAAGAUGUGGAUGUUGACAAGCCAGAUGAAAAAUCUGUCAUGACUUAUGUAGCCCAGUUUCUGAAGUACUAUCCUGAUCCUCAUCAUACAGUGACAGAUGUGCAGGAGAAUGAUGAACUUCAAGCAAUCCCAACUUUUGUCAUUUCUUUUAUGAAAUUUAAGAAGGAAGACAGACUGAUGCUGAGAGACCUAAAAGUGUGGGCGGAACAAUUCGAAAGAGACUUAGGCCGUGCACAGGUGGCAGAAACAAGCUUACAGGACAAAUACCAGUCAUUUAAGCAUUUCAGAGCACAAUAUGAGGUACAAAGGAGACAGAUUGAACUUGUAACCCAGUCAUUAAGGAAAGAUGGUAAAUUAUCACUUGAUCAAGCUCUGGUGAAGCAAGCAUGGGACAGAGUUUCUGCCAGGCUACUUGAUUGGCACAUACACCUUGAUAAAUCUCUUCCUGCACCUUUGGGUACCAUAGGUGCUUGGCUCUAUAGAGCAGAGGCUGCUCUGAGGGAAGAAGUAACUGUUCAGCAAGCUCACGAGGAAACAGCGAAUACAAUACACCGGAAGCUUGAACAACAUAAGGAUCUGCUGAAAAACAUAGAUGGUCACAAAAAGGCAUUCCAUGAGAUCCACGGGGCCAGGUCUGUUAAUGGAGUACCUGUUCCACCUGACCAAUUAGAGGAUAUGGCAGAGAGGUUUAAUUUUGUUGUCUCUUCAUCUGAGCUCCAUCUGUUGAAGAUGGAGUUUCUGGAACUGAAGUACCGUCUACUGUCACUCUUAGUCCUUGCAGAAUCAAAGUUAAAAUCGUGGAUUAUCAAAUAUGGAAGGCGAGAGUCGGUGGAACUACUUCUUCAAAAUUAUAUUUCUGUUAUUGAAAAUAGUAAGUUCUUUGAGCAGUAUGAAGUUACUUACCAGAUCUUGAAAAGAGCAGCUGAAAUGUAUGCCAAAGCAAAUGGCUCAGUGGAAGAAGUUGAGAAUGUGAUGAAAUUCAUGAAUGAAACAACAGCACAGUGGAGGAACCUCUCGGUAGAGGUGAGAAGUGUAAGAAGCAUGUUGGAAGAAGUAAUUGCUAAUUGGGACAGAUAUAGCAGCACUGUGGCAGGUCUACAAGCUUGGCUGGAAGAUGCUGAAAAAAUGCUGAAUCAGCCUGAACAUUCUAAAAAGGAUUUCUUCCGACACUUACCUCAUUGGAUCCAACAGCACACAGCCAUGAAUGAUGCUGGUAAUUUUCUGAUUGAAACAUGUGAUGAGACCAUUUCCAGAGACCUUAAACAGCAGCUUCUGUUACUAAACGGCAGAUGGAGAGAAUUGUUUAUGCAAGUUAAGCAGUAUGCUAGAGCAGAUGAACUGGACAAAAUGAGGAAGGAAUACUUGGAUGGUGUUGCCCAUUUGACAGCUUUUAUUGAUGGAAGCAACAGGAAAUUUUCAGUCCCUGUGGAAGUGUCCUUCCUUGAUGUCAAACUGUUUGUACAAGAUUUAGAAAAUAUUAAGCAGAAAUUGCCUGUGAUGGAAGCUCAGUACAAAAUGGUUACAAGAACAGCUCAGCUUGUUACAAAAGAAGUUUCCCAAGAGGAAGUGAAUGAAAUGCUUGGAACUUUGACAAGGAUCAAAGAGCAGCUGAGCAAGGUUAAGGAGUACUCCUGUGCCCUGCUGUAUGAAUGCCAGCGUCUGCUGUCUCCACUGGAAGAACUGGAGAAACAAAUCACACAUUUUUAUGAAUCUCUUGAAAAAGUCAAUGAAAUAAUUUCUAUCCUGGAUCCUGAAGCUCAGCCUACAACUGUGCUUAAACAAAAAGCCCAAGAUUUGGUAGCUUAUCAGGAAAACUGCAAGAAAGAUUUGUCCCUGAUUGAGAGAAAUAGUCAGAGUAUCCUGCAGAGUGUGGCUUUGAGUGAAGUGUUACAGCAUUUCCAUCAGUCAACAUUUCAGAAGAAAGUUACACAAGUUCAGAUUACUUUUCAGAAUAUGGUCAGGAAAGCUGGUGACUGGAGAAAAAACAUAGAAGCGAAUAGCCGUUUGAUGAAGAAAUUUGAGGAGUCUAGAGCAGAACUGGAGAAGGUAAUACAGAUUGCCAAUUGUUGCUUAAAAGAAAAAGGAAAUCCUGAAGAACUUCUCAGGAAGCAUAGCGAAUUCUUUAACCAGUUGGAUCAGAGAGUCCUAAAUGCCUUUCUGAAAGCAUGCGAUGAACUUACUGACAUCCUUCCAGAACAAGAGCAACACAACCUGCAGGAAGCUGUGAGAAAACUCCAUAGGCAGUGGAAGGAUCUUCAAACAGAAGCCCCAUAUCAUUUGAUCCACUUGAAGACUGAAGUUCAGAAAAGCAAGUUCCUGGUCACAGUGGAGGAAUGCAAAGCUGAACUAGCUCGACAGAACAAGGUGCUGUCAAGAGAAGGCAAUGAAAGGAUGAUCGAGGAACACAUGUUGUUCUUCGGGGACAAGGGACCUUACCAGCUGUGUGAGAAAAGGCUACAACGAAUUGAAGAACUGUGCCAAAAACUGCCAGUUUCUGAUCCAGUGAGGGCUACAUUGGAAAGCAGUCAACGAAUCCUGAAGGAGCUCAAAUCCCAGAUAGACAGCACAUACGUAAAGCUAACAGAGCACUCGAACACCUGGAAGGGCUAUAAGAAAAGAUUUUCUGAAUUGGCAAAUUGGAUUUCGUCAACAGAAAGAGACCUAAAGAAGAUUAAGGAAAGUGUCAGUGAUACUGCCAAAUACAAACAAUGUAAAGCAUCCAUGGGGGAAAUUAGGAAGCAAAUAAACAAGCAAGGAGAAAAUCACAGCUGGCUGAAAUCUAGACUUGCUGUUUUGACUGCUGUAUCUCCUGAUUUGGAGGCCAAAAAGACAGAGGAUGAGCUUUAUAAACUUUCCAGUGACUUCAAGGGACUCCUAGAUUUGCUCGCUGAGAUUGAAAAGACAUUAGGCACAGUUGGAGACUGUGUCCAGUACAAAGAAGAAGUUAAAAGUGCAAUUGAAGAGUUAAUCAACAACUCUAAAGAAGCCCAAGCAGAGGCUGAAAAAAUCCUGGAUACAGAAAGUUUAUUACAAGCUCAGCAACUACUACUUCAUCAUCAGCAAAGAACAAGGAGACUCCGUGCAAAGAGGCAAGAUGUGCAACAGCAGAUUUCCCAAGCUAAACAGUUGCAGAUUGAAGGUGGGCUGCCCAGCACAGUGCAAGAGGAUUUACAAAAGUUGGAAGAAACAUUGGAGAACAUGCAGCAGACUAUGGAGAGGCGUGAAGAGCAACUGCAGGUCACAAUAAAUAAAUGGGAGCAGUUUGAAAGAGACAAAGAAACAGUAGUAAAAUAUCUCAAUCAAGCAAGCUCGGCACUUGAACGUAUCUUGAACUUUAGCAGUUUAGAGAGCCUCUCCUCAGAACUGGAUCAGACAAAGGAACUUUCUAAACAGACGGAAGCAAUGGCAGUGCAGGCUGAGAAUUUGGUGAAGAAUUCUUCUGAGAUACAGCUUGGUUCAAAGAACAAGCAGUCCCUUCAACAGCAGGCAAAAUCAAUCCAAGAACAAGUGAAAAAAGUGGAAGUUACUCUUGAAGAAGAUAUUAAAAGCAUGGAAAUGGUGAAAAACAAGUGGGAUCAUUUUGGCAAUAAUUUUGAAGCUCUGUCCAUCUGGAUAGCUGAACAAGAAAAAGAACUGGAAGGUCUGGAAACAUCAGCAUCUCCUUUGGACAUACAGAUCAGCCAAAUCAAGGUUAUUAAUAAAGAAAUAGAUGCUAAAAUAACUGGAAUCUCAAAACUAGAAGAGGAAGUGGAGUCUUUUUCCCAGUUUGUUACCUCUGGAGAAUGUGCACAUAUUAAAGCCAAACUGACUCAGGUCAAAAGGUAUUGGGAAGAACUAAGAGAUCAUGCACAAAGACUGGAAGGAACAAUCACAGGGAAAGCAUCAGCACAGCAGAAAUAUGAAGAAAAUCUUAAACAGGUGCAGCGGGCAGUGUCUGAAUUUGAAGCUAAGCUAGCUGAGCCUCUCACAUCGUGCUCUUCAGCAGCAGCAACAUACACAGCCUUUCAGGAUUGUACGGACCUUUGUCAUUCUGUGGAAAAGCUGAGCAAUGCUCUGGCCUCUCUCUCAGCCUGUGCCCGAAAGGUGGCCAACAAAGGAAGAGCUGCUCAGGAGGUUACAGCAUUGCAGCAGAAAUAUGAAAAGGUGCUAGAAAAUGCUAAAGAGAAGCAGACCUUAUUAGAGACUCUUCUGGCUCAGUGGCAGAAGCAGGAGAAGGAGCUGUCUGCCUUCCUGACCUGGUUGGAUGUGUGUGAAGAUACAGCCAGGCCUUCAGAGCAAUAUGUUUCUGCUGACAGAAUUAAACUGGAAGGUGAACUGCAGUCACUGCAGGAUUUGCAAGCAGAUAUUGAGUCCCGUGCUUCAGUCUAUGCGAGCCUAUUACAGUUAAAUGAGUCACUAUUCCCAACAGCUCCCGAACAGUGUGUGAAAACAAUGAAAGAAAAAUUUGAAGAGCUGGAUGAGAGGUGGAAAGCUUUACCACAAACUGUUGAUAAAAGGAUCAACUUCCUUCAAUCUCUUGUUGCUGAGCAUGGGCAGUUUGAUGAGCUCCUGCUCAGGUUUUCAAACUGGAUUAAGCAGUUUCUUGCUGAACUACAGGCCACUUCAGAGAUAAACACAGCUGAUCAACAACUAGCUGCAUCUCACAAUAAGAUCCACUCAGUGGAAGUCGGAAUUAAGAAACAGCAGUUACAAAAUCUGAAGGAACUUGUAGAUAAACUGUGUUCUUUCAGCUGCCCAGAGGACCAGCAGAUAUUGCAGGGAAAGACUGAAGAUUGCUUUCAGAUCUUCCAGGAGGCAAGUCAAAUAACAUGCCAAAGACAAGAGGCUCUGGAUCAGCUGCAGGUGUUCCUGGAGCUCUAUGGUGCUGCAUCAGGAGUGCUCCACCAGCUGAGGCAGACAGUGGAGAAAACAGGAAAUAUGGAUAAAGCUAAGUCUGAAUUACUGGAGAAGGAACUCAAAGCUGUUAUCCAUGAUCUUAACAAGCUGGAAUCUGUUGCCAUCACUUUGGAUGGUUCCCUUACUAAGGCCCAGUAUCAUCUAAAACACAGCACUUCUGAGCAGAGGACCUCCUGCAGGGCUGUGGUGGAUAAUCUGAGCAUGGAACUGGAGGCAGUUCAAACCCUUCUGGGAACCAAACAGAGUGAGGCAGAAGCUCUUGGAGCCUUGCGAAGAUCUUUCGUGGAACGUAAAGAACAGCUGCUGAAGAGUAUUGAAGAUACUGAGGAAAAGGCUGACAAGGAGGGCCUGAAGGAGGCAACACUACAAACCCUCCAGCAAAGAUUGAGAUUCUUUAACCAGCUAGAUGAAGAAUUGACUUCUCACCAGCAUGAACUUCAGUGGCUCAUGGACAAAGCAAAACAAAUAGCCCAAAAAGAUAUUACACUUGCUCCUGAGAUCGACAAAGAGAUAAAUCGCUUAGAAUCUUUGUGGGAGGAUACCAAGAAAAUUAUACAUGAAAAAAAGGAGCAGUCCUGGAUUCUUAUCGACCUGAUGAAGGAAUAUCAGAGCUUGAAGUCAACGGUAAUGAAAGCCAUAGACAGUGCUGACAGUGCUUCUGUGAUCAAAUCCAUUUGGAAGGAUCAUGAAGACAUCAGGCGAACUUUAUCAAAGCAUGAAGCUGCCAAGAAUGAUCUGAGCGAUAAACAGAAAGACCUGGAUACUUUCACUGAUAAAGGAAAACAUUUGUUAGCAGAAUUGAAAAGAGUGCGUAACUGCGACUCCACUGCGAUAAAAACAGAUAUGAACUGCACGGUGGACAAAUGGCUGGAUGUGUCUGAAAGAAUUGAAGACAACAUUAACCGGCUGAGUGUAAGUGUGUCUCUGUGGGAUGACAUCAUGAAAACUGGAGAAGAAAUGGAUGGAUGGUGCAAUACGUGCAUUUCUCAACUGAAUGAAUGCAUCAGCAACUUGAGUAACAGUCAGAGAAUGGAGGUCCUCCUGAAAGACUUCCAGUCUGAAGUCAAGGAUAAAGAGCUGAAGUUGGAGCAGCUUAGUUCCAAAAUUUCAGAAGUCAAAGAACUGACCCAUAGUCACGAGCCUCCUGCAGAUCUCCAGUUUAUAGAAUCAGAUUUGAGGCAGAAGUUGGGACAUGUCAAAGAAAUGUCAGAGACAGCAAAAGAGACACUGAAAGAUUUCAGUACUCAGAAGAUGCAGUUACAGAAGUUUAUUGAUCGCAUGACAGACUGGUUAACAAAAGUGGAAGAGACACUGUUAAGCUGUGCGCGUAACCUGGAUCCUGAAGCUCUAAAUAAAGUGAAGGAAACACAAAAAGACCUUCAGCUUCAGCAGAGCAGCAUUGACUCGACCCGUGAGAACCUCAACAGCCUGUGUCGCAAGUACCAUUCUAUAGAGCUGGAAACUCUUGGUGGCACUGUCACUUCAUUAAUAAAGAAGUAUGAAGCUGUGAACCAGCUCUGUUCCAGAACACAGGCCAGCAUGCAAGAGUCCUUGGAAAAACAUUUCCUCUAUUCUAUGCAAGAAUUCCAGUAAUUGUUUUCUGGUGUGAAGGCUGCAGUAAAAGAAUCAUCUGACAGGUCUGGAGACAGCAAAGUCAUAGAAGCAAAACUACAGGACCUGCAGAGUGUGCUGGAUUCUGUAAGUGAGGGACAGAACAAGUUACAUGCUGCCUGCAAGGAAGGAGAAAGUUUGUAUACUUGCUUACCCAAGCCAGUUGUGAGCCAUAUUCAGGAGCAGAUAGCAAAGUCUAACCAGAACUUCCAAGAAUUCCUCAACCAGUGUCAGAAUGAUAAGAAGGCCCUGGAAGCUUGUGCCUCCCACCUGGGAAGCUUUGAAGAUCAUCACAAGAAACUUGGGCUGUGGAUACAUGACAUGGAAGAAAGAAUAAACACAGAAGCAUUAGGAGAGAGCAAACAGCUUGUUCCUGAGAAGAAAAAGGAGGUGCAGAAAGUGGAAAAGUUUCUGGAAGAGUUACUGAAUUCAAGGGAAUCUUUUGAUAAGCUGUCCCAGAUGGCACAGGCUUUAAAUGAAGAAGGACAUGGUGAAGGGAGAGAAGUGCGCCUGGCCUCUCAACAUCUCACCAAUUAUCAAAACAUGAUCAAAACUGUCAAGGAGAAGCUACGAACAUGUCAGCUUGCACUCCAAGAGCAUCUCACUUUGGAGGAGGCAUUACAGAGUAUGCGGUCAUGGGUGAAAGAAGUUCAAGAUAAACUGGCAUCUUCAGAGAGCACUGUUGGUAGCAAAGCCACACUAGAGAGACGACUGACACAAAUUCAGGAGAUCCUCUUACUCAAAGGUGAUGGUGAAGUUAAGCUGAACAUGGCCAUUGGCAAAGGAGAACAAGCGCUUAGAAGCAGCAAUGAGGAAGGACAAAAGGUGAUACAAACAGAGCUCCAGAGGCUGAAGGAUGUAUGGAAUGACAUCACUAGCACCUCCAUGAACUGGCAGAGCUGCCUAGAGUCUGUCAUUAGCCAGUGGAAUGAAUAUCUGGAAAAGAAAACCCAGCUGGAGCAGUGGUUAGAGAAACUGGAUCACAAAGUGGAACAGCCUUUAGAACCACAGAUUGGUCUGAAGGAGAAGUUUGCUCAGCUGGACGACUUCCAGGCUAUUGUUUCUGAGAUAGAGGAUCACUCUGGUGAUUUACAGCAAAUCAUUGAAAAAGCUGCGGAACUGUAUGAAAAGACAGAGGAUGAUUCUUUUCGAGAAGCAGCUCAAGAAGAACUAAAAACACAGUUUAAUGACAUCACAACUGUAGCCAAGGAGAAAAUGAGGAAAGUGGAAGAUAUUGUGAAGGAUCAUUUGCUAUACCUUGAUGCUGUGCAUGAAUUCACAGACUGGCUCAGUUCUGCAAAGGAAGAGCUGCACCGCUGGUCAGAUGCAUCUGGAGAUACACCAACCAUACAGAAGAAGCUAGCCAAAAUCAAUGUUAUGCCUAAGGCUGUACGUCAUCAGAAAAAUUUUUUUGUAGUUAGUGAGGAAACAUUGGAUGCUCUGGUAAAGUCUGAACAUAUGACAGAUGAGAUCAAAACUCAAUUAAAUGAUCUUUGUAGAUUUUCCAGAGAUUUGAGUACUCAUUCUUCAAAAGUUUCAGGGUUGAUUAAGGAGUAUAACAGCCUCUGCCUGCAAGCUUCAAAAGGAUGUCAGAGCAAAGAGCAGAUCUUGCAGCAAAGAUUUCGGACGGCUUUCAGGGACUUCCAGCAGUGGCUGGUCAAUGCAAAAGUCACCACAGCCAAAUGCUUUGACGUGCCUCAAAAUAUCAGUGAAGCUUCAGCAAGUCUGCAGAAAAUAAAGGAAUUCUUAUCAGAAAGUGAGAAUGGACAACAAAAACUAAACCUGGUAACAUCCAAAGGAGAACUACUGUGCUCUGUUUUACCAAAGGAAAAGGCUAAAGUUAUCCGGGACAAAUCUGCUACAGCUAAAGAAGAUUGGAAAAAUUUUGUCACCACCCUCCACCAGAAAGAAUCUGCAUUGGAGAAUUUAAAGAUCCAGAUGAAGGACUUUGAAGCAACUGCUGAGCCUCUGCAGGAGUGGCUGACCACAACAGAGAGAAUGGUGCAGGGGACUAGCAGUCGGCUCCAUGAUCUUCCUUCCAAGAGGAGAGAACAGCAAAAUUUGCAGUCUGUCCUUGAGGAAAUAAGCUGCUACGAGCAUCAGCUCAACAGGCUAAAAGAGAAAGCUCAGCAGCUGUGGGAAGAGCAAGCUGUCAGCAAAAGCUUUAUGCGCAGAGUGUCUCAGUUGUCUUCUCAGUAUCUUACUCUAAGCAAUCUGACAAAGGAGAAAGUUUCCAGGAUGGACAGGGUCGUAGCAGAGCACCAGCAGUUCUCACAGAGUGUCAAGGACCUCCAGGACUGGGUGGCUGAUGCAGUUCACAUGUUGGAUUCCUACUGUCAUCCCACAGCAGACAAGAGUGUUCUGGACAGCCGGAUGUUAAAGCUAGAGGGACUGCUAGCAGUGAAACAAGAAAAAGAAAUCCAAAUGAAAAUGGUCCUGACAAGAGGAGAAUCUGUUCUGCAACAUACUUCUCUGGAGGGAGUACCAGUGAUUGAAAGGCAGCUGCAAACCUUGAAGGACAGCUGGGCUUCUCUUCUAUCUGCUUGUAUCCAAUGCAAGAGUCAACUGGAAGGAGCUCUUUCCAAAUGGACAAGUUACCAGGAUGAUGUUCGUCAGUUUUGCAGCUGGAUGGAUAAAGUAGAAGCAAGUAUGAAUGCUUCUGAAAGGCAAUAUGCUGAACUGAGGGAAAAAACAGCUGCCCUCAGCAAAGCAAAGCUACUCAGUGAAGAGGUGUUGAGUCACAGCAGCCUGUUGGACACGAUUGAAGUGAAAAGAAGUGGUAUGGCUGAGCAUUAUGUUACUCAGCUUGAACUCCAGGACCUUCAGGAGCGAUAUAAGUUCCUCAAGGACAGGACAAGGGAGGCAGUAACAAAAGCUGAAGGACUGCUUAAAUUACAUGAAGAGUAUCAAAGAAAUCUCAAGACCUUUGAAGUAUGGCUGGGGGAGGGACAGGAAAAACUUGACUGUUUAUCACAUCUUGAUGGUGAUGCCCAGAAACAGGAGGCAACACUCCGAGACUUACAGGAGCUGCAGGUCCGCUGUGCAGAAGGACAAGCAUUAUUGAACACCACUGUCCAUUCCAGAGAGGAAGUGAUUCCCUGGGGCAUUCCCCAGAUAGAAGACCGAGCUCUGGAAUCCUUACGGCAGGAUUGGCAAGUUUAUCAGCACAGGCUUUCUGAAGCAAGAAGCCGGUUAAAUGCCACUAUGAGCAGACUGAGGUUAAUGGAGAAAAAAUUUCAGCAGGUUAAUGACUGGCUAACAGAUCUGGAGAAAAAAGUUGCUAUCAGGACUGAGAGGCAGUCUGGUAGAGCGACAAAGGAGAUGCAGCUUCAACAGAUGAAGAAGUGGCAUGAAGAAAUUAUGAUUUACAAAGAUGAUGUGGAGGAAGUUGCGGUAUUGGCUCAGCAAAUAUUAGAGGAAAGUUUCACUGCAAGUACAAUGGGAAGCCAAGCUACACAGCUUACCUCUCGCUACCAAACUCUUCUUCUUCAUGUCUUGGAGCAAGUAAAGUUUCUGGAAGAAGAGAUACGCUGUAUGGAGGAGUCAGAACUGGCUUUUAGUGCUUACACGAAUUGGUACGGAGCUACGAACAAGAACUUCAGAAAUGUGAUCACCAAGUUUGACAUGAUUGAUAAAACAGCAAUGGAGAAAAAAGUGCAGAAACUAGAGCUGCUAUUGAGUGAUAUGGACAUAGGCCACAGUUUACUGAAAUCUGCCCGUGAGAAGGGGGAGCGAGCUAUAAAGUACAUGGAAGAAAAUGAAGUUGAUCAGUUAAGAAAAGAAAUUGGAGAUCAUGUGGAACAGCUGGAAGAGCUGGCUGGCUCCAUCAGGAAAGAGCACAUGACUUCGGAGAAGUGCCUUCAGCUGGCAAAGGAGUUCUCAGACAAGUACAAGACACAGACUCAGUGGGUCACGGAGUACCAAGCCAUGUUACAUGCUCCAGCGGAGCCAAAGAGCGAACUCUAUGAGAAGAAGGCCCAGUUGUCCAAAUAUAAGUCCAUACAGCAGACCGUUCUGUCCCAUGAGCCUUCAAUAAAAUCAGUGAUUGAAAAGGGAGAAGCACUUUUUGAUCUGAUCAAUGAUGUGACCCUAAAGAACAACAUUCAAGACCUUCAGAGCAGUUAUCAGGAACUCUGCAGCACAACAAAGGCAUACGUUGAAACCCUAGAGGUGAGAGUAAAAGAGCAUGAGGAUUACAAUAGUGAUUUGCAAGAAGGGGAGAAAUGGUUGUUACAUAUGUCCAGCAGGCUGGUCAGCCCUGACCUCAUGGAGAGUAACAAUCUUGAAACAAUCACUCAGCAACUAGCUAACCACAAGGCUAUCAUGGAAGAAAUUGCAGGAUUUGAAGAUCGUUUAAAUGACCUUAAGAGUAAAGGCGACUAUUUGAUCAAUCAAUGCACAGAACAUCUUCAAGCAAAAUUUAAGCAAAACAUACAAAACCAUCUUCAGGGGACAAAGGACAGCUAUUCUGCCAUAUGUAGCACAGCCCAAAGAGUGUACCAGAGUUUGGAACAUGAACUCCAGAAGCAUGUUAAUCAUCAGGAUACCCUACAACAGUGCCAGACUUGGCUGUCUACUGUGCAGUCAGAGCUAAAGCCAACUACCUGGCCACCUUUCAGCCUGGCAGAUGCAGUUAAACAGGUGAAACAUUUCCGGGCUCUGCAAGAGCAGGCCAAUACAUACUUGGAUCUUCUGUGCUCCAUGUGUGAUCUGUCAGAUGCCACAGUGAAGAGUACAGCAACAGAUAUUCAACAAAUAAAGCAAACGAUUGAGCAACAGAUAAUGCACUCGCAGUAUUUGGCUCAAGGUUGGGAAGAGAUCAAACAAAUGAAGGCUGAGCUCUGGAUGUAUUUCCAGGAUGCAGAUCAACAACUACAGAAUCUGAAAAGGAGACGGGCAGAGUUGGAGCUAAACAUUGCCCAGAAUAUGGUACUCCAGGUUAAGGAAUUCAGUCAGAAGUUGCAAUCUAAGCAGUCAGCUCUUACCUCUGUGACUGAGAAGAUGAACAAACUAACCGAAGGACAGGAAUCACCUGAACACAAGGAAAUAGGAGAGCUGAGCAAUCAGUGGCUGGACCUCUGCCUUCAGGCACACAGUUUGCUCAUAGAGAGGGAGGAGGAUCUGCAGAGGACAGGGGAUUAUCAUGAUCGUAUGAAUGUCGUUGAAGUUUUCUUGGAAAAGCUCACAAAAGAGUGGGACAACUUGGCUAGAUCUGAUGCUGAAAGUACAAACGUGCACCUUGAAGCUUUACAAAAAUUGGCACUGGCACUACAGGAAAGGAGAUUUGCUCUGGAAGAUUUGAAAGAUCAGAAACAGAAGAUGAUAGAACAUCUGAAUCUUGAUGACAAAGAAUUAAUAAAGGAGCAAUUUGGUCAUUUUGAGCAACGCUGGACUCAGUUGGAGGACCUUGUCAAAAGGAAAAUUCAAGUUUCAGUUUCAACCUUAGAAGAGCUCAGUGUGGUGCAUUCCAGAUUUCAGGAACUAAUGGAAUGGGCAGAGGAGCAGCAACCUAGUAUCUCAGAGGCUCUUCAACAGAGCCCUCCUCCAGAUUUGGCUCAGAGUCUUCUCGUGGAUCAUCUUACCAUUUGCAGUGAGCUUGAAGCCAAACAGCUUGUUUUGAAGAUGCUUGUGAAAGAUGCAGACAGGGUGAUGACCAACCUAGGGCUCAACGAAAGGCAGGAGCUGCAGAAAGCACUUUCUGAUGCACAGCACCAUGUAGAUUGUCUCAGCGAUCUGGUUGGCCAGAGGAGAAAGCACCUGAAUAAAGCACUGUCUGAGAAGACCCAGUUUCUUAUGGCAGUCUUUCAGGCUACAAACCAAAUUCACCAGCAUGAGAAGAAGAUAAUAUUUCCGGAACACAUUUGUCUGUUGCCAGAAGAUGUGAACAAACAGAUCAGGACUUGCAAGAAUGCCCAGGCUAACCUGAAGGCCUAUCAAAAUGAAGUCACAGGGUUGUGGGCUCAAGGAAGGGAUUUAAUGAAAGAAGCAACAGAGCAGGAAAAGAGUGAAGUGCUAGGUAAACUGCAAGAACUACAGAAUGUGUAUGACACUGUUUUACAAAAGUGUAACCAGAGAUUGUUAGAAUUGGAGAAAAAUAUAGUUUCCAGGAAAUAUUUCAAAGAAGACUUGGAUAAAGCUUGCCAUUGGCUAAAACAAGCUGAUAUUGUCACAUUCCCGGAAGUCAAUGUAAUGAAUAGUAACUCUGAACUAUACACGCAGUUGGCAAAAUAUCAACAGAUUCUUGAGCAAUCUCCAGAAUAUGAAAAUCUGCUACUUGCAUUGCAAAGAGAUGGCCAAGAAAUCUUACCAUCACUUAACGAAGUGGAUCAUUCUUAUCUGGAUGAAAAACUUAACGUUCUUCCUCAGCAAUUCAACAUUGUCACUGCUCUGGCAAAAGAAAAAUUACGUAAGGUUCAGGAAGCAAUUUAUGCCAGAAAAGAGUAUGCCUCUUUGAUUGAGUUGACAAGUAAAGCUCUGACAGAGCUAGAAGAUCAGUUUAUGAACACGGACGAAGCUCCAGCUGCUGUUUUAGCCAAAGAAGCCGUGUCACUCCAGCAGGCCUACAGAGAUCUCUUAGGUGAAGUGGUGAGCCUUGGUGCAGCAGUGGAUGAACUAAACCAGAAGAAGGAAGCCUUUCGAAGCACUGGCCAGCCGUGGCAACCAGAUGAGAUGUUACAACUUGUCACAUUGUAUCACAAGUUGAAGAGGCAAAUAGAACAGAAAAUCAACCUGUUGGAAGACACAAUAGAAGCAUGCCAGGAGCAUGAGAAAAUGUGUAUGCAGUUUGAGGCACAACUAGAGGCAGUGAAGAAAGAGCAGAUUAAGGUAAAUGAAGAAACGCUCCCAAUAGAAGAAAAGUUGAAAAUAUACCAUUCUCUGGUGGGCAGCUUGCAAGACUCUGGGAGUCUUCUGAAGCGAAUAACUGAACAUCUAGAAGCUCUUUCUCCUCAGCUUGACUCAUCUGCAUGUGAGACAACAAAUCACCAAGUGCAGUCUUGGCAAGAGAAACUAAAGUCUUUGCAUGCUGCCAUUGGUGACACUGUGAUGGAGUGCGAGAACAGACUUGUGCAAAGCAUAGACUUCCAGACAGAAAUCUGCCGCUCACUUGACUGGUUGAGAUGGGUGAAAACAGAACUUAGUGGAACAUUAAGUUUGGACCUCAGACUGCAAAGUAUCCAAGAAGAAAUCCGAAAGGUUCAGAUACAUCAGGAAGAAGUGCAGUCAAGCCUGAGAAUAAUGAAUGCACUGAGCAAUAAAGAGAAAGAGAGAUAUAUGAAAGCAAAGGAGCUGAUACCUACUGACCUGGAAAACACUCUUGCUGAGCUGACAGAACUGGAUGGUGAAGUUCAAGAAGCUAUACACAUGAGACAGGCUACCUUGAAUAAAUUGUAUAGCCUCUGCCAAAGAUACUACCAAGUCAUGCAGAUAGCAAAUGACUGGCUUGAAGAUGCUCAGGAAUUUCUACAUUUAGCAAGAAAUGGUCUUGAUGUUGAGAACUCUGAGGAGAACCUAAGGAACCACAUUGAAUUUUUCAGCACAGAAAGUCAGUUCAGUAAUCAUUUGAAGGAGUUACAGCGCCUUGUGUCUGAGAUAGAGCCUUUUAUCCAAGCCACAGCAAGAGAGCAGCUGAAGCAGAAUGUAGCUGCAUUGCAGGAAAGGGACAAAGGGACAAAGCAAGAAGCCAAAACCCAGCAAGAACAGUUGCAAAAGUGUGCUUCUGAGUGGCAGGAGUACCAUAUAGCAAGACAGAAGGUUAUUGAAGUGAUGAAUGAGGCUGAGAAAAAAUUAUCUGAAUUUUCAGUAGCUAAAGCUACUUCUUCCCAUGAAGCAGAAGAGAAGUUGCUGACACAUAAGACUCUUGUGUCUGUAGUGAAUUCUUUCCAUGAGAAAAUCACAGCCCUAGAAGAAAAGGCUUCACAGCUGGAAAAAGUUAGCAAUGAUGCCAGUAAGGCAACUAUAAGUAGAUCCAUGACAACAGUUUGGCAGCGCUGGACACGGCUCCGGAAUGUCGCCCAGGAACGGGAGAAAAUUUUGGAAGAUGCAGUACAGGAAUGGAAGGGCUUUAAUGAUAAGAUUCAGAAAGCCACCAUAGCAAUAGAUCAGUUACAAGGUCGCUUACCAGAAAGCUCAGUGGAAAAGGCAUCCAAAACAGAGCUCUUGGAACUCCUGGAUUACCACAGCAGUUUCCUUCUGGAGGCGGAGCAGCAGCUGUCAUCUUUGGGCCUGCUCAAACAGCACGCUGUCAGCAUGCUUCAGGAUGUGGAAAUAAAGCCUCCAUCUCAGGAGGAACUCCCAGUCAUGCAAGAAAUCAAAGCAAUGCAAGAUCGAUGCCACAAUAUGCAACAGAAAGUGAAAAAAGGUGCGAAGAUGGUGAAACAGGAGCUGAAGGAACGUGAGGAGGUUGAAGCAGAGAUUAAUAUUGUGAAGUCCUGGGUCCAGGAAACAAAAGAAUAUUUAUUAAGCCCUGAUGCAGAAGUAGAUACUCAACUUCAGGAAUUGCAGUCUCUCCUUGGUGAAGUAACUACUCAUCGCCAGGCUGUUGAAAAAAUGGCUGAACAGCAACAGAAUAAGUACUUGGGGCUUUAUACCGUCUUGCCUUCUGAACUCUCUCUUAAUUUAGCAGAAGUUGGGCUGGCCCUUGUAACUGUACAAGAUCAGAUUCAAGCCAAAGAAAGAGAAACUCAGCAGAUCAAAACAUUGAAUCAAGAGUUUGGUCAGAAAAUCCAGGGCGUAGCAAAUGAACUAAAUGCCAUUCUUUCCAAACUGAAAAAGAAAACAAAUGAUAUAGCACAGGCUAAACUUGAACAAAAGAUCCUUGGGGAAGAGUUGGACAGCUGCAAUAUAAAGCUGUUGGAGUUAGAUGCAUCAGUCCAGGACUUUGCAGAGCAGAACGUACCGCUGGCUAAGCAGCUGGCUAACAGGAUAGGGAAACUCACUGCAUUGCACCAACAGACCAUACAGCAGGCUGAGUACAGAACAGCUAAGCUCAGUCAGGCCGCUUCACACCUGGAGGAAUACAAUGAGAUGCUGGAGUUCGUAUUAAAAUGGAUCGAGAAAGCAAAUAUCCUAGUGCACGGUAGUAUAACAUGGAAUGCUUCCUCUCAGCUUCGUGAUCAAUUUAAAGCCUACCAGACUAUGCUUGAUGAGUCUGGAGAGCUUCAUGGUGAUCUUGAGGCCAUGAGUGAAAGGAUUGAGUAUCUGGCAAGUGUAUACUGUACUGAAGGAAUGUCACAGCAAGUGCUGGAACUGGGACGGCGGACAGAGGAAUUGCAGCAAGUUAUCAAAGUGCGGCUGCCAAAUCUCCAAGACGCUGCCAAGGACAUGAAGAAAUUUGAAGUUGAGGUGAGAGCCCUGCAGGCUGCGUUGGAGCAAGCCCAAGCCACACUGACCUCUCCAGAGCUCGGACAUUUGAGCUUGAAAGAGCAGCUUUCUCACAGACAGCAUCUGUUGUCUGAAAUGGAGUCUCUGAAGCCGAAGGUUCAAGCGGUCCAGGCCUGCCAGAGCGCCCUGAGGAUUCCCGAGGAGGUGGUCGCUGGCCUGCCGAUGUGCCACAGUGCGCUGCGGCUCCAGGAGGAGGCCAGCCGCCUGCAGCAUGCUGCCAUUCAGCAGUGCAAUGUCAUGCAGGAAGCAGUGGUUCAGUUUGAGCAAUAUGAACAAGAAAUGAAACAUUUACAGCAAAUGAUAGAGAGUGCCCAUCGUGAGAUCCAAGACAAGCCAAUAGCAACCAGCAACAUCCAGGAACUCCAGGCGCAGAUUUCACGUCAUGAGGAGCUGGCUCAGAAGAUCAAAGGAUACCAGGAGCAAAUUACUUCUCUGAAUUCGAAGUGCAAGAUGCUGACAAUGAAAGCAAAACAUGCUACCAUGCUGCUGACGGUGACAGAAGUCGAGGGGCUUUCAGAGGGAAUGGAGGAGUUGGAUUCAGACCUGCUCCCAGCACACCCCGCUCACCCCUCGGUGGUUAUGAUGACUGCUGGUCGCUGUCACACGCUGCUCUCCCCUGUCACUGAGGAGUCUGGGGAGGAGGGAACCAACAGUGAGAUUUCUUCUCCACCUGCCUGUCGCUCUCCCUCACCUGUGGCUAAUACAGAUGCUUCUGUUAACCAGGACAUUGCUUAUUACCAAGCCUUAUCUGCUGAACAGUUGGCCUUGUCUGCUGAACAGCUACAGACAGAAGCUGCUAAAAUUCAGCCCAGCACUUCAACCACCCAGGAGUUUUAUGAACCAGGCUUAGAAUCAGCUGCUAGUGCCAAAUUGGAUGACUUGCAGCGUUCUUGGGAAACACUGAAAAAUGUAAUCAGUGAAAAGCAGCGCACUCUCUAUGAAGCUCUUGAGCGUCAACAGAAGUAUCAGGACACUCUCCAGUCUAUAUCCACAAAAAUGGAGACCACUGAGAUCAAACUAAAUGAGAGUUUGGAACCAGCCAAAAGCCCAGAGAGCCAGAUGGCUGAACAUCAGGCUUUGAUGGAUGAGAUUUUAAUGUUACAAGAAGAAAUCACUGAGCUUCAGACGUCAUUAGCCCAGGAGCUGGUUUCAGAACCCCUGGAUGCAGAGGCUGCUGAUCAGCUGGCAUUGCAGUCCACUCUCACGGUCUUGGCAGAACGAAUGGCAACAAUUCGAAUGAAGGCAUCAGGAAAACGACAGCUAUUAGAGGAAAAACUGAAUGAGCAGCUGGAAGAACAGCGGCAAGAGCAGGCUCUUCAAAGGUACCGUUGCGAAGCUGAUGAGCUUGACCACUGGCUACUCAAUACCCGAGCAACACUGGACACCACUCUGGUUACUGCUGAGGAACCUAUGGAUAUGGAAGCACAGCUGGUAGACUGCCAGAACAUGCUGGUUGAAAUAGAGCAGAAGGUGGUAGCCUUGUCAGAGUUGUCUGUGCACAACGAGAACUUGCUUAUGGAGGGGAAGGCUCACACCAAGGACGAGGCAGAGCAGCUGGCUGUGAAGCUCAGGACGCUGAAGGGCAGCCUUCUGGAGCUGCAGAGAGUGCUCCACGACAAACAGAUCAACAUUCGGGGAUCAUUACAAGAAAAGGAGGAGAGUGACCUGGACUUUGUUUCCUCACAGAGCCCCAGCGUCCAAGAAUGGCUGCAACAAGCAAGAAACACUCGCUCACAGCAGCAGCAGAGCACCCUGCAGCAACAGAAAGAGCUGGAACAAGAGCUGGAAGAGCAGAAGAAUCUGCUUCGGUCAGUGGCAUGCCGUGGAGAAGAAAUCCUAACACAGCAAGGUGCUCCAGAAGGCCUAUCAGGAAGAGCCAGUGAGAAGCCUGAUAAACUCUCUGAGGAAUUAGGCUUGGAAGGUGAGAAGCAAUCAUCUGAAGGACAGAUGAAGAUGAAAUGGGAAACCCUGAACCAGGAAUUCAAUACCAAGCAGAAACUGCUCCAGAAAGCUUUGGAACAAGAACAGUUGCAGCUUUAUAGCAGACCAAACAGACUGCUAUCUGGAAUGCCUUUGUAUAAGGAGGAAGGACAGGAUGAGGAUAAAUCCUCAGUGUCACCAGUAUUGGUUGAAUUGAAUCAGGCCUUUGAAGAUGUGUCAUCUGAGGCUGGACGGGUGGAGGAGAGCCAGCAUCUUGAACAAAAGCUGUAUGAUAGUGUCGCAGCCACCUCCUUGUGGCUAGAUGGUGUGGAAGAACAGGUCUUUGUUGCUACAGCUCUGUUGCCAGAGGAAGAAACAGAAACAUACCUCUGCAAGCAAGAGUCUCUUGCUAAAGAAAUCAAAGAGAUAACAGAAGAAAUGGAUAAGAACAAGAAUUUAUUUGCUCAGAUAUUUCCUGAGAAUGGUGAUAACAGGGACAUAAUAGAAGACACUUUGGAGUGUCUCCUGAGAAGACUGAGCCUGCUGGAGUCAGUAGUAAACCAGAGAUGUCAUCAGAUGAAAGGAAGGCUCCAGCAAAUAGUGACUUUCAAGAAUGAUCUGAAGCUCCUGUUUACAUCAGUGGCUGAUAACAAAUACUUAGUUCUACAAAAACUAGCAGAGGCAGCUGAGAGACCAGAAACAGAACAAAUGCAGAUCAUACUGCAGUCAGAAGAAGAUUUGAGCAAAUUAGAUAUUGGAAUCAGUGAAUUAAAGAAGCGUGUAGACAAGCUACAAAUUGACCAACCUUCUGUGCAAGAGCUCUCUAAGAUCCAGGAUAUGUAUGAUGAGCUGAUGAUGAUCAUUGGAUCCAGACGGAGUGACCUGAAUCAGAAUCUGGCUCUUAAGAGACAGUAUGAACGGGCUUUGCAGGACCUGGCUGACCUGUUAGAAACAGGCCAAGAAAAAACGGCUGGUGACCAGAAAAUGAUGGUUGCUUCUAAAAAAGAGGUUCGAUCAAUACUUGAAAAACAUAAGGAAUAUUUUCAGGGGUUGGAAUCUCACAUGAUCCUGACAGAAACACUCUUUAGAAAGAUGAGUAGCUUUGCCCUCUUGAAGGAAACUCGGUCACAUUCAGAGCUAAUGACACAAGCUUCAGCUGUGUUAAAGCUGGCUCAUAAACGGGGUGUGGAGCUGGAAUACAUUCUGGAGAGCUGGAUGCAUCUGGAUGAAGAUUACGAGGAACUUACCAGACAGCUGGAGUCUGUUGAAGGUAGCAUCCCCACUGUUGGUUUGGUGGAAGAGACGGAGGACAGGCUUACAGACCGGAUUACACUUUUUCAGCAUCUGAGAUCUAACCUCACUGACUACCAACCUAAAUUAUACCAAGUGCUAGAUGACGGGAAGAGGCUGCUUUUUUCUGUUAGCUGCUCAGAUCUCGAAACCCAGCUGAACCAACUAGGAGAGCGCUGGUUAAGUAACACCAGCAGGGUUAACAAGGAACUUCACAGACUGGAGACAAUACUGAAGCACUGGACAAGAUAUCAGAGUGAAUCAAGUGAACUGACACGUUGGUUACAAUACGCAAAGGAGCGACUUGAGUUUUGGAGCCAGCAGUCUUUGACAGUUCCUCAGGAACUGGAAACAGUCCGAGAUCACUUGAAUUCCUUUUUGGAGUUUUCAAAAGAAGUGGAUGCUAAAUCCUCACAGAAAUCUUCUGUUCUGAGUACUGGGAACCAGCUCCUCAGGCUGAAGAAGGUGGAUACAGCAGCAUUGCGUGCGGGAUUGUCCCACAUUGACAGUCAGUGGACAGAGCUGCUCACACAAAUCCCAGCAGUCCAAGAGAAAUUGCACCAGCUCCAGAUGGACAAAAUCCCUUCUCGCCAUGCUAUCACUGAAGUUAUGAGCUGGAUUUCCCUGAUGGAAAAAAAAAAGGAUGAAGAGAAUAUUAAAAAUGUAGUAGGACAGAAAGUCAUUCAGGAUUACGUCCAGAAGUACAAGGGUUUCAAGAUAGAUUUAAGUUGCAAACAAUUGACAGUAGACUUUGUGAACCAAUCAGUGCUACAAAUUAGCAGCCAGGAUGUUGAAAGUAAACGUAGUGACAAAACCGAUUUCGCAGAACAGCUCGGAGCAAUGAACAGACGUUGGCAAAUCCUGCAAGGCCUGAUAACAGAAAAGAUCCAGCUGUUGGAAAGUCUGCAGGAAUCCUGGACAGAGUAUGAAAAUAAUGUGCAGUGCCUAAAAACUUGGUUUGAAACCCAAGAGAAGAAGCUGAAAGAGCAACAGAAAAUUGGAGACCAAGCUUCAGUACAGAAUGCUUUGAAAGACUGUCAGGAACUAGAAGAAUCAAUAAGAACAAAGGAAAAAGAAGUAGAAAAUGUGGAACAGAGUGGUCUUUCUUUGAUACAGAACAAGAAGGAAGAAGUCUCUUCUGCUGUUAUGAGUACACUGCAAGAAAUUAACCAUUCCUGGGCCAAUUUAGAUCACAUGGUUAGCCAACUGAAAAUAUUGUUGCAAUCUGUUCUUGAUCAGUGGAGCAUUUACAAAGUGGCUUAUGAAGAACUGAAUAGUUACCUGACAGAAGCCAGAUAUUCUUUGUCCCGUUUUUACCUUCUUACUGGUUCUUUGGAAGCUGUGAAAGUCCAAGUUGAUAACCUUCAGAGCCUACAAGAUGAGUUGGAAAAGCAAGAAAAUACCUUACAGAAAUUUGGUUCUGUGACCAAUCAAUUGUUGAAAGAAUGUCACCCACCAGUGACUGAAACACUUACCAACACUUUGAAAGAAGUGAAUAUUAGGUGGAACAACCUCCUGCAGGAGAUUGCGGAGCGGCUGCGUGCCAGUAAGGGCCUCCUUCAGCUGUGGCAGAGGUACAAGAAUUGCUACCAGCAGUGCUCUUCUACAGUCCAUCAGCGGGAAGACCAGACUAAUGAACUCCUGAAGACUGCCACCAGCAAAGACAUUGCUGAUGAUGAAGUUACUACUUGGAUUCAGGACUGCAAUGAUGUACUCACAGAUUUGAAGACAGCACAGGAGUCACUGGUUGUUCUUCAAGAACUGGGAGAGGAGCUAAAAAACCAGGUGGAGGCUUCAGCAGCAGCAGCUAUACAGUCUGAUCAUCUUGCUCUGAACCAGAAUCUGUCAGCCCUAGAACAAGCUCUCUGCAAGCAACAGGCUGUACUUCAGGCUGGAGUGCUGGACUAUCAAACCUUUGCCAAGAACUUGCAAGUCCUUGAAGCCUGGGUAACAGAAGCAGAAGAAAUAUUGAAAGGACAGGAUCCCAGUCACUCAGCUGAUCUCUCAGCAAUACAGAGCAGAAUGGAAGAACUCAAGAGUCAGAUGUUGAAGUUCAGCAGCAUGUCCCCGGAUUUGGACCGCCUCAAUGAGCUGGGUUACAGGCUUCCUCUGAAUGAUAAAGAAAUCAAAAGGAUGCAGAAUUUGAACAGGCAGUGGUCUCUGAUCUCAUCACAGACUACGGAGAGAUUCAGUAAACUGCAGUCUUUCUUGCUGCAGCAGCAGACCUUCUUGGAGAAAUGUGAGACUUGGAUGGAUUUAUUAGUUCAGACUGAGCAGAAGCUGGCAGCAGAGAUUUCAGGAAACUACCAGAGCCUUUUAGAACAACAAAGGACACAUGAGCUAUUCCAGGCAGAGAUGUUCAGCCGACAGCAGAUUUUGCAUUCAAUUAUCUCUGAUGGGCAGCACCUCCUAGAACAAGGACAGGUGGAUGGCAGGGAAGAAUUUAAUCUGAAGCUGACUCUUCUAAGUAAUCAAUGGCAAGGAGUAAUUCGCCGGGCACAGCAGAGGAGGGGGAUCAUUGACAGCCAGAUUCGCCAGUGGCAACGCUAUAGGGAGAUGGCAGAGAAGCUGCGCAAGUGGCUGGUGGAAAUAUCCUGUCAGCCAGUGAGUGGGCUGGGCAAUGUUCCCAUCCCAUUGCAGCAAGCCAGAGCGCUACUGGAUGAAGUACAGCUUAAAGAGAAAGUUCUCCUAAGGCAUCAAGGGAGUUAUAUCCUCACUGUGGAAGCCGGGAAGCAACUGCUGCUCUCUGCUGACAGUGGAGCUGAGGCAGCCCUGCAGACAGAGCUUACCGAAAUUCAGGAGCGCUGGAAGAUAGCUAGCACCCAGCUGGAGCGACAAAAGAAACAACUUGCCUUACUACUGAAAGACUGGGAAAAAACUGAAAAGGGCAUAGGAGACUCCCUGGAGAAGCUAAAAUCGUUCAAGAAAAAGCUUUCUCAGCCUUUGCCAGAACACCAUGAUGAGUUGCAUGCAGAGCAGAUUCGUUGCAAGGAGUUAGAGAAUGCUGUUGAAGGAUGGACAGAUGACCUUGCACACCUCUCUCUGCUGAAGGAGACCCUGUCUGUGUAUAUCAGCGCAGAUGAUAUCUCAAUCCUCAGUGAGCGCAUUGAGCUUCUACACAGACAGUGGGAGGAGCUGUGCCACCAGGUCUCCUUACGUCGACAACAAGUUAGUGAGAGACUGAAUGAGUGGGCUGUCUUCAGUGAGAAGAACAAGGAGCUCUGUGAGUGGCUGACACAAAUGGAAAGUAAGGUUUCUCAAAAUGGCGACAUCCUCAUAGAAGAAAUGAUUGAGAAACUUAAAAAGGAUUAUCAAGAGGAAAUUGCUGUAGCCCAGAAGAACAAAAUCCAGCUCCAGCAAAUGGGAGAGCGACUUGCUAAAGCCAGCCAUGAGAGUAAGGCGUCAGAGAUUGAGUACAAACUCGGCAAGAUCAAUGACAGGUGGCAACAUCUUCUAGAUCUUAUUGCAGCCAGGGUAAAGAAGCUGAAGGAGACCCUUGUUGCAGUGCAGCAGCUGGAUAAAAACAUGAGUAGCCUGAGAUCUUGGCUUGCCCACAUUGAGACAGAGCUGUCCAAACCUAUCGUCUAUGAAACUUGUGACUCUGAGGAGAUACAAAGGAAGCUAAAUGAACAGCAGGAACUUCAGAGGGACAUAGAAAAACACAGUACUGGAGUGGCAUCUGUUCUCAAUCUGUGCGAAGUGCUUCUUCAUGACUGUGAUGCUUGUGCCACAGAAGCAGAAUGUGACUCUAUCCAGCAGGCUACACGCAAUCUGGAUAGAAGGUGGAGGAACAUCUGUGCGAUGUCAAUGGAAAGGCGACUUAAAAUUGAAGAGACGUGGCGGCUAUGGCAAAAGUUUUUGGAUGACUACUCCAGGUUUGAAGACUGGCUAAAAACCUCUGAGAGGACAGCUGCUUUCCCAAGCUCCUCUGGUGUGCUUUACACGGUUGCUAAGGAAGAACUGAAGAAAUUUGAGGCCUUCCAGAGACAAGUGCAUGAAAGUCUGACUCAGCUGGAACUGAUCAAUAAACAAUAUCGCCGCCUGGCCCGAGAGAAUCGCACUGACUCUGACUGCAGCCUCAAGCAGAUGGUUCAUGAGGGGAACCAGAGAUGGGACAACUUACAAAAGCGAGUUGCCUCCAUCCUGCGCAGGCUAAAACAUUUUAUUGGCCAGCGUGAGGAGUUUGAGACAGCACGUGAUAGCAUCCUGGUAUGGUUAACGGAAAUGGAUCUGCAGCUGACCAACAUUGAGCAUUUCUCAGAGUGUGAUGUCCAAGCAAAGAUAAAGCAACUUAAGGCUUUCCAGCAAGAAAUUUCUCUGAACAACAACAAAAUUGAGCAGAUAAUUGUGCAGGGUGAGCAACUCAUUGAGAAAAGUGAGCCCAUGGAUGCAGCUGUCAUUGAAGAAGAACUAGAUGAGCUGCGUCGUUACUGUCAAGAGGUCUUUGGACGCGUGGAACGCUAUCACAAGAAACUCAUCCGCCUUCCUCUGACAGAUGACGAACAUGACCUCUCUGACAGAGAGGUGGAUCUGGAUGAAUCAGCAGAUCUCUCUGACAUACACUGGCAUGACAAAUCUGCGGACAGCGUUCUCUCCCCGCACCCCUCUUCCAACCUUUCGCUGCCUCUUUCCCAGCCGGUGAGAAGUGAGCGAUCAGGGCGAGAUACUCCUGCGAGCGUGGACUCCAUUCCCUUGGAGUGGGAUCAUGACUACGACCUUAGCAGAGACCUGGAGACAGCCGUUUCACGGGCAGUGAACUCUGAGGAAGAAGAUGGAGGACAAGAGAAGGACUUCUACCUGAGAGGAGCAGCUGGUAUAGCAGGAGAACCUGGUGCCCUGGAAGCACAUAUCCGACAGCUGGACAAGGCCUUAGACACCAGUCGUUUCCAGAUACAGCAAACAGAAAAUUUCAUCCGCAGCAAAACACCUACAGGACCAGAGCUGGAUUCCAGUUACAAAGGAUAUAUGAAGCUACUAGGUGAGUGCAGUGGAAGCAUAGACUCAGUAAAAAGGCUUGGAUAUAAACUGAAGGAGGAAGAAGAAAAAUUAUCUGGGCUUAUUAACCUGAACAGUACUGAAACACAAACAGCCGGUGUAAUUGACCGAUGGGAAUUAAUCCAGGCUCAGGCUCUAAGCAAGGAGCUGAGGAUGAAGCAGAACCUUCAGCAAUGGCAGCAGUUUAACUCUGACCUUAAUAGUAUUUGGUCUUGGUUGGGAGAAACUGAACAGGAACUGGAGAAGCUCCACCACCUUGAUCUCAGUACUGAUAUACAAACAAUUGAGCUCAGAAUUAAAAAACUGAAAGAGCUGCAGAAAGCAAUUGAUAACCGCAAAGCAAUCAUCUUAUCCAUCAAUCUGUGCAGUUCAGAGUUCACUCAGUCCAAUAGUGAAGAAAGCAAGAAGCUUCAAGAGCGCCUGUCUCAGAUGAACGUGCGCUGGGACCAUGUGUGCAGUAGGAUUGAAGAGUGGCGCUGCUCAUUGCAGGAUGCAUUAAUGCAGUGCCAGGAUUUCCAUGAAAUGAGCCAUGGUUUGCUGCUUUGGUUAGAGAAUAUUGACAGAAGAAAAAAUGAGAUUGUGCCUAUCAAUACAAACCUGGACUCGGAAACAUUGCAGGAUCAUCACAGACUUCUGAUGCAAAUCAGACGUGAACUGCUGGAGUCUCAGUUGAAGGUGGCAUCACUGCAAGAUAUGUCUUGCCAAUUGCUAGUCAAUGCUGAAGGCAAGGACUGUCUUGAAGCCAAAGAAAAGGUGCAUGUCAUUGGAAAUAGACUGAAGCUCCUCUUAAAAGAGGUCACAUGUCAUAUUAAAGACCUAGAGAGAAUUCUAGGUAUUUCAAGUCAUCAACUGGAAUUGUCCUCAUGGUCCUCUGCUGAUGAAUUAGACACAUCAGGAUCAGUGAGUCCUGUAUCUGGAAGAAGCACUCCAAGCAGACAGAGAACGCCACGGGGCAAAUGUAGUCUCUCACAGCCUGGACCCUCUGUCAGCAGUCCACAUAGCAGGUCCACAAGAGGUGGCUCAGGUUUCUCCCCUUCUGAGGCUGGGCCGGCGUGGCGGUGCCCGUCCUUCUUCCUCAGAGUCCUCAGAGCUGCUCUGCCACUUCAGCUUCUCUUGCUGCUCCUGAUCGGGCUGGCUUGCCUGGUGCCAAUGACUGAGGAGGACUACAGCUGUGCUAUGGCCAACAACUUUGCCAACUCUUUCCACCCCAUGCUAAAAUAUAUGAAUGGUCCACCUCCAUUAUGAAGGAGACCUGUGAGACAGCAGGUGACCUUGCUGGAGUGCUAGAUGGGAGGCAGGAUGGUUUUAAACAGUGACAGAAUUCAGUGUGGCAACUUCACCUACCUGCUGUAGCCACUGCUGCGUCCAUACCAUUCUCCGCUGGCACUCAGCUAAUAACGCAUCAGUAUAUUGGUAUCAAACUGCACAACGUAUUACCUGAGUAGCAUCAUUUCAAUACUUGCAACCUGGGUAGCAAGGAGGAUGUGAUAUGUGUGAGGGAAAUGUCCUUCUGUCUGUCAUUCUGGAUCUUUUAGCCACUUUACAUCCAGGUCAUUGCUCUGUGCUAUGCAUAGCCAAGGACUUGAUACUGUAGACCCUUUCCUGUGUGCUGCUCGAAAUGAGCCAUUAGCCAGUCUUUGUUAAAUACCCUGUCAGUAUCUACAGUAUACAAAAUAACCAAUGCUAAAAAAAUUUUAGAGUAUUUGUAACAUACAAUUUUAAAGGAUCUUGUAU